Molecule: messenger RNA, 2273 nt
Organism: Lemur catta (Ring-tailed lemur)
Lineage: Eukaryota; Metazoa; Chordata; Mammalia; Primates; Lemuridae
Gene: CASTOR2
Product: cytosolic arginine sensor for mTORC1 subunit 2
Exons: 9
Coding region: 277-1266 (329 amino acids)
Biological process (GO): negative regulation of TORC1 signaling; cellular response to L-arginine
Cellular component (GO): cytosol
Source: RefSeq, a predicted model, not a curated record
ACCAGCUGGUCCCCGCGCCCGGCGCCGCGCGCCGCCGCUCCGCUGCCCGGCCGCUCGGCUGCUCCGCCGGCGCCGCCGCCUCGCCCGCCGCGGCCCCUCGCAACUUGGCUGGCCUCGCCUUUGUCCGGCCCGGCCCGGCCGCCGCCUCCCGCCCGGCGCCGAGCUCCCGGUCCCCGGGCCGGCUGCCCGCGGCGGCUCGGAGCCGGCUGGGCGCGGAGGGGGCGGGGGCCGCGGCUCGCCCCCCGCCGAUGAGGCGCCGCGGAGCGCGGGCGGACGAUGGAACUCCACAUCCUGGAGCACCGGCUGCAAGUUGCCAGCGUCGCCAAGGAGAGUAUCCCGCUCUUCACCUACGGCCUGAUCAAACUUGCCUUCCUGUCCUCCAAGACCAGGUGCAAGUUCUUCAGUCUGACUGAGACACCGGAGGAUUACACCAUCAUCGUGGAUGAGGAGGGAUUCCUAGAGCUGCCCUCCUCAGAGCACCUGAGCGUGGCAGAUGCCACCUGGCUGGCCCUGAACGUGGUGUCCGGUGGUGGCAGCUUCUCCAGCUCCCAGCCCAUUGGCGUGACCAAGAUCGCCAAGUCGGUCAUCGCCCCGCUGGCCGACCAGAACAUCUCGGUGUUCAUGCUGUCCACGUACCAGACGGACUUCAUCCUGGUGCGUGAGCGGGACCUGCCUUUCGUCACCCACACCUUGUCGUCAGAGUUCACCAUCCUGCGGGUUGUCAAUGGCGAGACUGUGGCAGCCGAGAACCUCGGCAUCACCAACGGCUUCGUGAAGCCCAAGAUGGUCCAGCGGCCGGUCAUCCACCCGCUGUCCAGCCCGAGCAACAGGUUCUGUGUCACCAGCCUGGACCCUGACACGCUGCCUGCUGUUGCCACGCUCCUCAUGGACGUCAUGUUCUACUCCAAUGGAGUGAAGGACCCCAUGGCUGCCGGCGAUGACUGCGGCCACAUCCGCUUCUUCUCCUUCUCUCUCAUCGAGGGCUACAUCUCUCUGGUGAUGGACGUGCAGACCCAGCAGAGGUUUCCUAGUAACUUGCUGUUCACGAGCGCGUCUGGAGAGCUCUGGAAGAUGGUGCGGAUUGGAGGACAGCCCCUGGGAUUUGACGAGUGUGGCAUCGUGGCCCAGAUCUCCGAGCCCCUGGCCGCUGCAGACAUCCCCGCCUACUACAUCAGUACUUUCAAGUUCGACCACGCGCUGGUGCCAGAAGAGAACAUCAGCGGCGUCAUCAGUGCCCUGAAGGUCAGUCAGGCCGAGGAACACUAGAGGCCUCUCCUGCCGCCCCUGCCGCCACCCGGCCUGGGCCCGGCCCCCGCCCCGAAGCUUGUUCUUGCAGUAUUUCUCCACAGACUGGAAAAUCGGCCCGGGGACCCCCAAGGAAGGGGCCUCUGGGAGACCCCCAAUUGCCAACCCCUCCAGGCCUGGGGCCCAAGCCAAGGCCUCCCCGUGCCCUCUUGCCUUCCCGGAGCCCCCAGGCCCCCCGGAGAACGACCCGCCUCCUCCCCCCCAGCCCCACCCCUCAAAGAUGAUUUCUGAGGUCCAGGGAGCACGUGAGCCGAUCCACGCUCUCACCCGUCCUCGCCCGCAGCCAGGGCAGAUGCCAAAGGAAGCUGGUCCCUCCCACGAGACGCUGGUGUGCCGUUCCUCAUGUCCCCCCAGGGGGCUGGCAGAGGGGGGCUGAGCUUGUGGAGCCCCGGAAGGCCCCCCUGAGGGUGGAGGCCGAGUACUGUGGUCGCUGGUCCCUGGUCCCUGGUCCCAUCGGCUCAGGGCUGGUUCCCUCAGAGUGGAGGCCAGCGGGUCAGAGUGGCUGGUGAGGCUCAGACAGGAGCACGGCGGGGGCCCCGCGCUGGGAAGGACCCCAGCCGCCCUGCACCUCGCCUGCCAACCACAGGGCCUGCGCCCGACUCCCAGCACGACUGCCAAGCGGGGCCCUGUCCAGUCCUCCCCACCAUGAGCACUCACUCCUUGGGGAGGAGGGGCCCCGGGAGACCCACCAGCCUGGAGCACCGGCUCCUGUCCCUUCUUUCCCUGGACCCUACUUGGGCAGGCGGAGCCUCAGUUUCCCCCAGCGGGGGCAUCCCCCUGGGGGUUCUUAGGGGACUCCCCACCUCCCCAACAGUUGACUAGACCAGCACAGGCCUCCUGCCGUCCUCCCCUGCCCCGCUCCCCACUCACCUGCCUGCCCGCCCGCCCUGGGCCGGGGCCGUGGCGUUCAUGAGUACUUGACCUGGGAGGCAGCUUAACUGAGCCUUAAUAGAGAAUAUCGUACCUUG